Messenger RNA from Anneissia japonica, 1610 nucleotides. RefSeq names its product octopamine receptor beta-2R-like. The record is from RefSeq and is a predicted model, not a curated record. Gene Ontology annotation, cellular component: membrane. The transcript has 2 exons. Gene Ontology annotation, molecular function: G protein-coupled receptor activity. The coding region runs from base 95 to 1093 and encodes 332 amino acids. Gene Ontology annotation, biological process: G protein-coupled receptor signaling pathway. Lineage: Eukaryota; Metazoa; Echinodermata; Crinoidea; Comatulida; Comatulidae.
CUUCAUUAAGAUUCAUAGUGUCAACUUGAAAUUCAUCAUUUAAUAGAAAGAGUCAAGAAAAUCAAGGAAAUACUGUGAACCUAAAAUAUCAGCAAUGUCGGUAUGUGCCAGCAGCAAUGAAGUUUCAACCAAUGGUACUGCCAAGUAUAUUCGUUACACUGUUCCAAUUUACCUUCUGUCAAUUAUUGCAAUUAUUGGGAUUUUUGCAAAUUUGAUGGUAAUUAUUGUGUUUAUCAAAUGCAAAAUUCAUCGUAGAUCAUUCACAUAUCUCAUGGUACUUCAACAAUCCUUUCUCGACAUGAUAGUAUGUUUAAUCUAUCUAUGUUUUUACAACUACUAUCCUGCCCCUAACAUAAAUUUUGCUGUCUAUUGCAAGUUUGGAACAUUUUUCUUCUUCUUUUUAUCUGCCUCAGCGUUAAACCUAGUCUUCAUUUCUGUUGAGAGGUACAUUGCAGUGGUGCAUCCGUUGAAGUACUGGAUAAGAGAUAACCAGAAAAGGAAAACUUUACCAAAGUUAUGUAUUCCACUCGUAGCUGCAUUUCUAAUAACAUUUCAGUAUGCGUUCAUACUUGAAGAAGACCCUGCACUUCCUGGAACAUGCACCUUUUGUUACAAAAACGAAGGCAUUAAGAUACUGUCAGGUACAUUUAUAUUGCUGACAAAUUGGGCAAUUCCAAUUUUCACUAUGACAUUCUGCUACUAUCAUGUGUAUAUCACACUGAAGAAGAAACAACCUAAAAUUCGCAAAGAAUUAACAAUGCAAGCACAUACAAAGGGUGCUGGUGAUGAAUCAGCUGUUGAGAUAAAUAUUUCACCAUCGCAAGCCAAUCGGAAAGACAAGGCACAUGAUGCUCAACGAAAUUUCAUCAUUACUAUGUCCAUUAACACACUGGUCUAUUCCAUCUGUAUUACUCCCGUGAUUUUGAUGUAUGUUGUUUAUACGGUAUGCAAUUGUUUUGAUAUUACUAAUACUGCUCACGAAUCUGUCUUUUUGAUUGCUGCAAUCAACAAUAUAAUGAAUCCGUUUGUUUACCUCUACAAACUCAAAGACUUUAAAGAAGCAUUCUCUAAGACUUUCUGUCGUAAAUGUUAGAGACUGUGUUACCUAUCCAUACACACCAAGUGUCACGCAUUCGGAAAGAGACAUGCGCAUUUGGGAUAUGUCUCACGCUCUCACACUUCAGGACCAAAAUCGCAUGCAUAAAUGUAAAGCCUAUAUUAUUAAAACAUAUGCUAAAAUAUCAUGGUAACGUUAUGUUACCAACAUGUGUAUACCAACUAGCUGCACUAACACUUUAGAUAUGUUGAUUUAUAGUGCUGUCGGACAACAUCAAAUGAUGUGUAGGUACACGCUGUCAGCUCAUUGGGUGGAAGAAAAUUGUGUGGGUUCAAGGGAGAGGGGGGUGGGCCCUCCCUAAAUUUUUCAAAAUAAACAAAAAUAAUGGAGGGAACAUAGGUAGAUUCAAGGAGGAGGGGGUAGGCCCUCUUUCAAUUAAAAAAAACAAACAAUUGAUUCUUCUCCUUAUCCCAUACUUUUCAAUCUCAUGCCUGCAAAUUCGUUCAACUGCUUGUGAGUGCCACUGGUGCACUAUAAAAAGCAAGUUGGAGGA